UUUUUUUUUUUUUGAAAACACAUAAAACUUAAGCUUUUAACAAAAUAUUAUACUAAAACUUCUUAAUCCGACGAAACCGUAUCUCACCAAAAAUAAGUUUUUAAACUAGCUAUAUAUGUUGAAAAUAAAAAAGAUGAAGUAAAACUUUGAGGCGAGUUAAUUCAUUUUUGGAAGUUUUUGGAGAUCUACAAUGUAUAUCUUAUUGAAAAAAAAAAUCAAAAUAAAUGAUUAGUAAAUUAUAAGGAAAUCUAGAAAUAUAUAGCUAUAGAUUUAAAAAUAUAACUAUUUGUUUCUACAUAUCCUUGUAAUUUACUAGUCAUUUAUUUUUGAGUUUUUUUUUCCCAAUAAGAUAUAUACAUUGUAAUUGGCUAUGAGUGGAGAUGCUCAUAUCUUAUAUACAUCACUUAAGAUUCUACUCAACUUCAAAUGUAAGAUAUUGUUAUCCCUAAUAAAAUCAGCUCAGUUUUUCAUAUGUGUCUCAAUGUUUCUUGUGGUGGCUCGAGUUUGUUGAAAUCAAAAACAAUAUCAGGGGAUACGAUGUAGACAUGUUUCUGAAUCUAGUAAGUUAAUUUUUUUUGGAGAAUUCAGCAAUCCUCAAGAAACUGACUCUACAUUCAUGUUCCAAUGAUCGUGCGUACGAAUAUAUCUUCAUCAAGAAACUCCUGAGCAUCCCAAGACGAUCAGUCCAUUGUGAACUCGUAACGUGAUUGUUAAAUACUACAAAGAACAUGUGAAGCUUGUCUUUUGACAGGUUUAGUUAAUUGAUAUCUUGCCACACAAGACAUGCAGGUUUAGAGAAAGUUAGUUUAAAACUCACCAAUUCGAUCAAAUUGUAUUCGACCAAAAAGUAAGAGCUGAUCAUAGAUUUUAAAUUGGACCAUCUAUAUUCGGGCUUUAUUGGUUCGGGUCAGACAAAACCGAGCUGGUUCAAUUUAUACCUUUUUACUGGUCUUCUUAGAAACGUUUCCAUUCCAAAUUUCCAUCAAAACCCUAAACUCACAUUCUUUUUUAUCUUUGCACGUAUCCAUGUGGGAAGACGAGGAGGUUUGAUCAGCGGUGGUAAUUAAACUCCAUCCCAAUGCGUUAAUUCUUACGUAAUUUUCCUUGAUUUUAGUCAUCUUUAUAAAUCUCGAAAACCUAUAACCUAACAAGCUUUGCAAGUGAUUUUAGUUCUUCUGAUGUUUGGGCUUUUUCAUCUGAUUCAAUUGAGAUUUUGUAGAAACUUUUCUUUGGAACCGAAGCAGAUUUAGUUCUUCUGUGUUUGUAUUUUGUAUUUCAUUUGUUAAUUGAUUGGUUGUUUUUGUAACUUUCAACUUUUAUCUUUGUUAAAUUUGUUGAUACAGAUUAUAGUUGUGUGAAGAGAAGAGAAAUGGUGGGUAGAAAGAAGAAAACCAAAAUAUGCGACAAAGUGUCACAUGAAGAAGAUAGGUUAAGCCAGCUACCGGAACCUUUGAUAUCUGAAAUACUUUGUCAGCUUUCUACCAAAGAUGCUGUACGAACAAGCGUUUUAUCCACCAGAUGGAGAAAUCUUUGGCAAUCAGUUCCUGGAUUGGACUUAGACUCGGGUACAUUCUCAACUUUCGAUGCCUUUGUGAGUUUCGCUGACAGGUUUUUUUAUUCACACAAGGAGUCAUGGAUACGAAAACUCCGGGUUAAUAUUCACAACUCGUCUCAUAGCAAGUCUUUUCCCAUCCGAUGGAUUGAUGCUGUGAGCACACAUAGGAUUCAACAUCUCGAUGUUCAUUUUGCCUUUGGUCGGCCAGAGGAAUCACCAUCCCUGAAUAUAUAUGUCUGCCAGACACUGGUACAGUUACGACUUCGAGGGGCCACCUUGGCUAGUGCGGAGUUUGUUUCCUUACCUUGCCUAAAGAUCAUGCAAUUAGAAUAUAAUAGCUAUCCUAAUGAGGCCACUGUUGAGAAACUUGUCUCAGGCUCUCCAGUUCUGGAAUAUUUAACUAUCAUCACAUAUUUUGAUGGUCGUAGAAGGAUUUUUCAAGUGCGCUCUCAUACAGUAAAGAGAAUUCACAUAAAUGAGUGCACCCAAGUUGUGAUUGAUGCACCUCUACUCCAGUGUUUGAGGGCUACGGUCUCCAUACCAAAGAACUUUCAGUUCAUCAACUCGGCUUUCUCUGGCAGACUAGAUAUUGAUAUCUCCAUUAAUGGUACGAGAUGGGAAAGCGUGAUUUGCGAUAUACUCACCAAUAUUUCGAGGGUCAGGGAUCUAGUUAUUAGUAGGCGUACUUGGAAGGAAAUCUUUGAAUACUCGAAAUCGGGACCGGUGCCUAAAGAACAUUGUGGAAUCUUUCAGUUUCGUAACCUAUCCCAUUUGAAUGCUAGAUUUUAUAUAUCUGAUCUUGAAACGUUGCCAACCCUGCUUGAGAGCUGCCCGAAACUAGAAUCUCUCAUAUUGGAAUUGGUUAAGGACCGAUACAUGAUUGGUAAGAAGAAGAAAGAACCAAAGGUGAUGUUUUCAAAAGUGCCUCAGUGUUUGGUAUCAUCGCUCAAGUUUGUGCAAUGGAAACGUUUGAUCUCGAGGUAUGAAGGAGAAAUAGAGCUAGUAAGAUACUUCUUGAAGAAUUCAAAAAUCCUGGAGAAGUUUAGGCUUGAUACUUACUAUACCGAAAAAUCCAAGUGUACCUUCCUUCAAGAACUCCUUACGAUGCCAAGAUGCUCUAGCGUUUGUGAAAUCCAUUCUUCUUUAAUUCCUAAAACUAAAUAUGGUUGAACAUUUCGUUUGGGCUAGGUUAAUAUUUUGGUCGUUAAAUUGGUUGAUUUUAGGAGCCUAUAUUAGGCUUUGAGCCAUAAAUAAAAUAUUGGGAUAUGAUGCAGAAUGAAGCUAGUAGUACUUUCUGGAGAGUUGAGCAAUCCUCAAGAAACUGACUAUAUGUUUUGAAUUAUUGUGCAAAUCAAGAUUAGAGAGAGAACCAUGUGCACCUUAAGCUCUUGGCUCUUGCCACACAAGAAAUGGUUGUGUAUGUUUUCAAAACCAGCAUCUCAGGACAUGCUGCAGAACUGAAGCUAGUAAUGUUCUUACUAAAGAAUUCAACAAUCCUCAAGAAACUGACUGUACGUUUAAUUUAUUACUGGACAGAUGAAAAGCGCAUCGUAAAGACUCUGGUAGAACUCCCAAGACGGUCUACCAAUUGCAAAGUCGUCAUAUAUUGAUAUGUAAAAGAUUAGAGAGAGAACAUGUGAAGCUUAAGCGCUUACAAGAAAUGCAGGUGUAGCUUUUUGUUUGUUUCUUUUGGAGUAAAUUAAGAUGAAAACUGUAAAACCAUGUUUGCAAGAAUCGUCUUAUCUGUUUGGUGUGGUUUUGGGCAGUGAAACUAUUAAAGACUAUUAAUGUUGGUAAUCCACUCUCUUUUGGCUGAUGAAAAUA
This is a messenger RNA of Arabidopsis lyrata subsp. lyrata, 3379 nucleotides long. Its product is annotated as F-box/FBD/LRR-repeat protein At1g51370-like. The coding region runs from base 1370 to 2725 and encodes 451 amino acids. The transcript has 3 exons. The record is from RefSeq and is a predicted model, not a curated record. Gene Ontology annotation, molecular function: protein binding. NCBI's taxonomy places the organism in Eukaryota, Viridiplantae, Streptophyta, Magnoliopsida, Brassicales, Brassicaceae.